AUGUUAAGAAUUAUUCAUUUUCGUCCAUUUUUGUUGAAUACAUUCAUUAGAAAAACACGUCAAUUAACUGUAUUAUAUCGUCCAUUGUCUGCAGAAACAUUACCAAUACAUCAUGAUAUUGAUGAAUAUAAUCAUCGUUUUGAAAUAGCUGCACCACAUUAUGAACUUCUCGAGGUACUCAAUCAUCGUUCAUCACAAUUACAAACUUUUAUUAAAUCUACUCGUUCAUCUCGAACAUCUUCUCCAUCAUCAGAUCGAUCAAUAACUAAGACUAAUAUUCGACAACGAUCUAAUACGAAACGAAAAAUUCAAAACAAUAUUAAUAUUGAAUCAGAUUCUAUUAAGAAAGAACAACCUAUUGAAUUAGCUCGACCAAAAUCGAAUAAAACAAAAGACAAAAAGAAGAAAGAAAAAAUAAUUGUGCCAUCAUCUCCUUCUCCUCUACCAAUUCCACCAAAUCGAAUAAAUGAAUUAAGUAUAAAACUUACUCGUACAACAUCUAUUGAUGAAAAUCAACUAUCAACAAUAUCUUCUAAUAAUUUACAUGAUGAAACUUCAAUAGUUGAAGAAGAACAAGAAGAUUUACAAUCAAAUGAAACAUUACUUCCACCAUCUGAAGAAGAAAUAACAUUUAAUGAUGAUGAUAAAACAUUAAAUGAUUUAUUAAGUAGUUUACAUUCUACUAAAGUUCGUCGUUUACAUAAAUAUACAGAUGAACAAAUUAAAUUUAUGCAUGCACAUAAUGAAUUUAAUCGUAUGUUACAAGCUUAUGUAGAUGUAUCAAUAUCUAAUGGAAAAUUAAAUCAAGCUUAUCGUUUACUUGAUGCAUUAUUAGCUGAUCAAGAACGAAGACAAACAAUGAAACAACUUACUUGGCGUUAUGUAACAAAUAUACAUGUUUUUAAUGUAUUUUAUUUUGCUUAUGCAGAUAAAGGUAAUCUUAUAGCAUUACAAAAAUUAUUUGAAAAAAUGCGUAAAUAUAAUAUAAAACCAAAUCUGGAAUCUUAUGCAGCAGUUUUAAGUUGUAUUGGUAAUAUGGAUUUAUUUGAUUCAAGUGUUGCUCGAAGAGUUAUUAUUGAUCUUGAAAGAGAAGGUUUUCGUGUGGUGGAUAUAUUUAAUCUUGAUUGUUUAAAUCAUGAACAUAUACAAAGAAUUUUAAAAGUUUUAAAAACUUUUCGACCAAAUUUUGAAAUUCCAAUGCGUUCAUCAGAUGUGAAUAAUAAACUUUUGAAUAAUAUUUAUCAACAACCAUCUCUAACAAUCUCAACAAGAUAUCAAGAUUUUAUAUCAAAUCUUGAAAAACAAUUAACAAUAGGAUUUUUAACUGAAUUAGAAAUAUUAAAAAGAAAAACAGAGAAAAAUUCUGAAAUAAAUAUUAUUCCAUUUCUUGAAAUAUUUGAUGUUAAAGAAUAUGUUAAUUUAAUGUUAAAGGAAGUACAGCGACAUUGUUAUGCAUCAGAAUUUCAUUCAUCACCAUUUAUAACUCUUUGUGUAUCACUUGGUAAACAUUUAUAUCAAAAAUAUUUAUGUCAAAUUCGACAAAAAAAUGGUUAUAUUGAUAAACUACGUCUUUUAUAUGAUGAAUAUACAAAACAUAUUAUUACAAAUCAAAGAUUUAUUAUUAAUGAAAGACAAAAAUGGAAUGAAAUAACUAAAGAAAAAUUUGCUUAUAUGGAUCGUAGUGAUCGACGAUGGACAUUUACACAAGUAUUACAAAUUGGUGAAUUUCUCUAUGAUGUUAUGUUAAAACAUAUGAAACUUCGUGUACCAUUACUUACUAAAAAAGAUUCAUCAGUAAAAACAUCAAAUAAUUCAAUUUUGUACGUCGUCUAUCGAUCUUCGGGUAAAUCUACUGAAAAACAAAUUAAAAUUCAUCCAAAUGUUCUAAAUUUCUUUUCAUAUAUUCCUGAAACUGAUCUUGACUUUAGUUGUAUUGAAUUACCAUGUCUUGUUCCUCCACUUCCAUGGUUAUUAUCAACAAUGGGUGGUUAUUUAUUAACACAAACUGAUUUUGUUCGAUCACCUGUAACAGCAGCUGGACAACAAGAUGCUCGUCUACGAUCUACAUCUGUUGAAAAAAUUGGUGGUUUACUUGAUUCAAUAAAUGUUUUAAAUAGUUGUGCAUGGAAAAUUAAUGGUGAUGUACUGGAUCUUUUAAUGGAUAUUUUUCAACGUGGUGGUAAUCGUCAUUUAUCUGUACCAGUUACUGUUAAUAAUGCUAAACUACCUGAAUCACUUCCACUUGAAAAAGGUUUAUCAAUUGAUGAACGAAAACGAAGAGAAAUUGUUUUAGCUCAAACAAAAAAAAUGAAAGCUGAAAUUUUUUCAUUAUGGUGCUAUGAACUUUAUCGUAUAUCAAUUGCUAAUCAUUUUCGUAAUGAAAUCUUUUGGUUUCCACAUAAUCUUGAUUUUCGUGGUCGUGUUUAUCCUAUUCCUCCACAUUUCAAUCAUCUAGGCAGUGAUAUUGCACGUAGUAUUAUUCUAUUUGCUGAAGGCAAACCAUUAGGUGUUAAUGGUCUUCGACAACUGAAAAUUCAUUUAGUUAAUUUAACAGAUUUAAAGAAAAAAGCAUCUAUUGAUGAACGAGCGAAAUAUGCUGAUGAAAUUAUGGAUGAUAUACUUGAUUCAGCUGAUAGACCAUUAGAUGGUCGUCAGUGGUGGACAAAAUCCGAAGAACCAUGGCAAACACUUGCUUGUUGCAUGGAAAUAGCUCGUGCAAUACGUUCACCAGAUCAUACAAAAUAUGUUUCACAUUUUCCUGUUCAUCAGGAUGGUUCAUGUAAUGUUUUACAACAUUAUGCAGCUAUGGGUCUUGAUGAUAUUGGUGCAGCAUCAGUAAAUCUUAAACCUAGUGAUUUUCCACAAGAUGUUUAUAGUGUUGUUGUUGAUCAAGUUGAACAAGAACGUAAACAAGAUGCUGCUAAUGGUUUACAAAUAGCUAAAAUUCUUGAAGGUUUUAUUAAACGUAAAGUUAUUAAACAAACAAUAAUGACAACAAAUUAUGGUGUUACAUUAUUUGGUGCUAGACAACAAAUAGGUCGACAAUUACGUGAUAUUGAUGAAUUUCCAAAAGAACAUAUUUCAGAAGCAAGUAGUUAUUUAGCACAAAAAACAUUUAUUAGUCUACGAGAAUUAUUUCGAGAAACAAGAAAAAUUCAAGAUUGGUUUACUGAUUGUGCAAGAUUAAUUUCACGUGUACGUGAUUCAGCUGUUGAAUGGAAUACACCAAUGAAUUUACCAGUUGUACAACCAUAUUAUAGAGAAAUUCGAAUGCGACAAAAAGGCAAAGAUAUUUAUGAUAAUUUUAGUAGUUUUGCUCGUCCAAAUAAUACCAAACAAAAGAAUGCAUUUCCACCAAAUUAUGUUCAUUCACUUGAUUCAACACAUAUGAUGAUGACAGCAUUACAAUGUGCACGUAAUGGUAUUACAUUUGUAUCAGUUCAUGAUUCAUUUUGGACACAUGCAUGUGAUGUUGAUCGACUUAGUCAAUAUUGUCGAGAACAAUUUGUUUCAUUACAUAAAGAACCAUUACUUGAAAUACUUUCAAGAGAUCUACUUUCAAAAUAUGAAUUUAAAUCCAGUGAAUAUGCUCGUGCUGAUGAUAAACAAAAACAAACAAUGAAAUUAUUUAAUGAUACACUUCAACGUGUACCUGAACGUGGUACAUUUCAAUUAGAAAGUGUACUUAAUUCGACAUAUUUUUUCAGCUAA
Rotaria sp. Silwood1 is the source of this 3711-nucleotide messenger RNA. The record is from the annotation of a GenBank genome assembly. Lineage: Eukaryota; Metazoa; Rotifera; Eurotatoria; Philodinida; Philodinidae.